Molecule: messenger RNA, 930 nt
Organism: Dioscorea cayenensis subsp. rotundata (Guinea yam)
Lineage: Eukaryota; Viridiplantae; Streptophyta; Magnoliopsida; Dioscoreales; Dioscoreaceae
Exons: 2
Coding region: 1-930 (309 amino acids)
Source: RefSeq, a predicted model, not a curated record
AUGGAAUCUCAAGAUAUGACACCAGAAAGCUAUAACUUGGCUGGGAAGAAAGCAUCAACUAAUGUCCUAUGGACUGCAAUGAUGACAUCUUUCAUGUUAACAUCUCUUGUUGAGCAAGCGAAUCUUGGCCUUAAAUCUGAUAAGGGAUUUAAGAAUGUUGCUCUCAACGCAGUUGCAAGAGCUGUUAGUGCAAGGUUCAACCUAACUGUAAGUGAUACACAUGUCAACAAUCGUCUUCGGCAUGUAAGAAAAAUAUGGUUAAUUAUUAAGAAAAUUAUGAGUUUAAGUGGUGUGUCAUGGGAUGAUGUGGAGAAAAAAAUAGUCAUGGGGGAAGAGGAAUACCAAAUAUACAUACAGGCGCACCCUGGAGAGGAGAUUUAUAUCAAUAAACCAAUACAAGAUUAUGAUGAAAUGGCCAUUGUAUGUGGAAAUGAUCAAGCAACAAGGUCUUUUGCAAGAACGGGUGCUCAAAGUGCUAGGAGCCUAGGUGCACGCAUGGAUCAAUCACCAACAUCAUCGGUAAUUGAUCUUGACAACCAAACACAAAGAUUUUAUGAUUUUGAUGACUUUGCACCAAGUGAAACUCCUACUAAUGACACACCAACGACUGCAACUUCCUCGGCUAAAAAAGGUAAAAAAAGAGCGAAGCAUGCUAACGCAGAUCAAGAAAUCAUGCAAGAUGUAAAGUUUGAACUAGGAAGAAUUGCAAAUGCGUUAGAGACGGACAAAAGCAAAUUUUUUAGUAAAGAAUUGCUUGAUGAAAUCAUGACUUUGAGUGCUCACUAUAGUGAGUACGACCUUGGACGAGCAUACGACUAUUUGCUCCAAAAUCUUCCUUUAGCAAAUGGAUUUAUGAAUAAAACCCAUACUCUUUGGUGUAUUUGGAUGGAUGACUUUCUUGAUCGUUUAAGGGAUGAUCGCCAAGCAUGA